Messenger RNA from Rodentolepis nana, 1632 nucleotides. Lineage: Eukaryota; Metazoa; Platyhelminthes; Cestoda; Cyclophyllidea; Hymenolepididae. The record is from the annotation of a GenBank genome assembly.
AUGGAAACUCUAGGCGGUUCACCUCAAUUAACUUUCGAUGAAUUUGGGAGGCCUUUUAUAAUCCUUAGGGAUCAAGAAAAGAAGAAGCGUCUAACUGGCAUUCAAGCUCAUAAGUCACACAUACUGGCAGCAAAGUCUGUCGCUUCCACCCUUCAAACUUCUCUUGGUCCAAAAGGUCUCGACAAGUUACUUGUGAGUCCCGAUGGUGACAUAACUGUCACUAAUGAUGGAAGAACCAUUCUUGAAAAGAUGGACGUCCAGCACGAAAUCGCAAAAUUAUUGGUUCAAUUGAGUCGAUCCCAAGAUGACGAAAUUGGUGAUGGUACUACCGGUGUUGUCGUUCUUGCCGGCGCUCUCUUAGAACAGGCCGAGUUUUUGCUGGACCGUGGUAUCCACCCUAUCCGUAUUGCUGAUGGUUAUGAAUUGGCUGCUAAGAUUUGCAUGGGUGUCUUGGAUAAAAUCAGUGAGGAUUUUAAUUUCUCCCUAGAUGAUCGUGAGCCCCUUGUUAAGACUGCAAUGACUGCUCUUGGAUCCAAGAUUGUGAGUCGUUGCCAACGCCUAUUCGCAGAAAUGGCCGUUGAUGCCGUCCUAUCCGUCGCUGAUAUCAAGCGGAAAGAUGUAGAUUUCGAGUUAAUUAAAAUCGACGGCAAAGUUGGUGGCCGUCUUGAAGAUUCUAUUCUUGUCAAGGGAGUAGUUGUUAAUAAGGACUUUUCCCAUCCUCAAAUGCCGAAAGAGGUUAAGGACGCUAAAAUGGCCAUUUUGACUUGUCCCUUCGAACCACCGAAGCCAAAAACGAAACACAAUCUCUUUGUUGAAAGUGUUGAAGAUUAUCAAAAGCUUCGCCAGUACGAACAGGACAAGUUUGUUGAGAUGGUUGAGACUGUUAAGAAGACUGGAGCAAACUUGGUGAUUUGCCAAUGGGGCUUUGAUGACGAGGCUAAUCACUUGCUUCUCUCUCACAAGCUUCCCGCUGUUCGAUGGGUUGGUGGUGGUGAAAUUGAGCUCAUUGCCAUCGCUACUGGUGGACGAAUUGUUCCUCGUUUUGAAGAGCUCACUCCAGAAAAACUUGGUCAUGCUGGUAUCGUUCGCAGUGUUCCAUUCGGAACAGCUAAGGAUAGUAUGCUGAUCAUUGAAGAUUGCCAUAACUCGAAGGCUGUUACUUGCUUCAUUCGUGGAUCGUCCCAGAUGAUUGUCGAGGAAGCUAAGCGUUCACUUCAUGAUGCUCUUUGUGUGGUUCGCAACUUGGUCCGCGACCCCCGUGUAGUAGCCGGAGGUGGGGCUUGUGAAAUCGCCUGUGCUAUUCGUGUUGCUGAGGAGGCCGAAAAGAUUUCCACGAUUGAACAAUAUGCCAUGCGUGCCUUUGCUGACGCUCUAGAAGCCAUUCCCGUUGCUCUCUCAGAGAACUCGGGUCUUCCUUCCAUUGAAACAGUCGCUUAUGUCAAGGGACGUCAAGUACAGGAAAAGAACCCCAAUUUGGGUAUCGAUUGCCUCAACGUAGGUACCUGUGACAUGAAGGAGCAGAAUGUCUUGGAGACGCUCACUUCGAAGCGGGCCCAGAUCAUGCUUGCUGUGCAGUUAUGCAAGAUGAUUUUGAAAAUCGAUGAUAUUCGAACCUCUGCCGAUGAAAUGUAA